Molecule: messenger RNA, 813 nt
Organism: Didymodactylos carnosus
Lineage: Eukaryota; Metazoa; Rotifera; Eurotatoria; Philodinida; Philodinidae
Source: the annotation of a GenBank genome assembly
AUGGCUAAGUUAUUGAGGACAUCGUCAUCUAACGAUUAUCACAAUUUAAAAUGGCCUUUAAUCAUUUUCAGUAUAGCAACGACCGUUUUGGUAGGGCUAAUUUUCGCCGGUUAUCUAUCAAACGAAUGGUUUACAUAUGAACUUGUAAAUACGGACAAUCAAACAUAUGAACGAACACUGGAAUAUGGCAGUCUUGGAUUAUGGCAUUUAUGUACUGGACAUGUUUAUAUGCCUAUGAAUUGUGAUACAUGGACAAAAGCUACCCGACCGACUUAUUUCAAUAUUGUGCUGGUACUAUUUGCCUGCGCAUUAUUAGUAACAAACUUAACGUUGUUUCCGGCGUAUGCCGCAGCUAUAUUGAUUGCCUAUAAUUCUCAUAAUUACUAUGUUCGCUAUAUUGGCCUUUUCAUUUACAUCCUUAUAGUAUUGGCGUUUACAUUCACUGUAUUACUUGUUACCGCAACGAUAUUUGCUAGUGUAACGCAAUUUUAUUCCCCAGGAAGAUUUGUUGUCGAAACAAAAUAUUUAUUUUUUCAUCGAAGUACCGGUAUAUAUUUAGCCGAAGCGGCUACAAUAUUAUCUAUUACGCUUUUAAUAUUGAUCAUUAUAACCAUCAUAUGGCGAAAAUACAUCGAAAUGCAACGAUUAGAGGCUGAAAAAGCAUUGUUGAGACAAAUAUUCGAUGAGAACUAUCGACCAGGAUGGUAUAAAAUCAAAUCCGGGUCAGGAUUUACAGCACCGAUAGCAACGUCUGAGACACCGCCCCCGUAUGAGUCAUUGAAAAAACAAAAUAUCAGUAACAUCAAUAAUUGA